This is a messenger RNA of Ogataea philodendri, 906 nucleotides long. RefSeq lists its product as uncharacterized. Bases 1 to 906 code for a protein of 301 amino acids. NCBI's taxonomy places the organism in Eukaryota, Fungi, Ascomycota, Pichiomycetes, Pichiales, Pichiaceae. The transcript has 2 exons. Gene Ontology annotation, cellular component: Gtr1-Gtr2 GTPase complex; nucleus; fungal-type vacuole membrane. Gene Ontology annotation, biological process: cellular response to starvation; regulation of autophagy; cellular response to amino acid stimulus. Gene Ontology annotation, molecular function: GTPase activity; GTP binding. The record is from RefSeq and is a predicted model, not a curated record.
AUGGAUGUGGAGGCGGUUGUUUUCCAUGACAUGCAGCCAUUAGAUACACUUUAUCUUGAGAGCACCACCAAGCCCACCACGGAGAAUUUCCGGUCGUUGAUCGACCUAGCGGUCAUGGAGCUUCCUGGUCAAUUAAACCUGUUUGAGCCGUCGUUGUACGACUCGGAAAAGCUGUUUUCGUCCAUUGGCGCACUGGUUUACGUUAUAGACAGCCAGGACGAGUAUCUCAGCGCUCUGCAGAACCUGGCCGUGAUCAUCAAGUACGCAUGCAGCGUCAACUCGAAUCUGCACAUUGAGGUCCUCAUACACAAGAUCGACGGUCUUUCGGAAGACUUCCGUUUAGAAACACAGAGAGAUAUAAUGCAACGGGUCGGCGACGAUUUGCUCGACUACGGACUCGACGGAGUGCAGAUCUCGUUCUACCUCACGUCGAUUUUCGACCACUCUAUUUACGAGGCGUUCUCACGAAUUGUGCAGAAACUCAUCUUUGAGCUGCCAGCUUUGGAAAACCUGCUCGACUUGCUGAUGCAGUACAGCACUCUGGACAAAGUGUUUCUCUUCGACGUGAACUCCAAGAUCUACGUGGCAACUGACUCGUCGCCCGUGGAUAUCCAGACUUAUGAGGUUUGUGCCGAAUUCAUCGACGUGACGAUCGACCUGGACGGUCUGUACGAGUCAGGGUCCGACGCAGAGCCAAACACCAACCCGCAACCAACCAGAUGCGUUUCCAAGCUCCAAAGCGGGUCGGUGCUUUAUCUACAGCAGAUGAUCCGUGGCCUGGCACUGGUUGCAGUGACGAGACUCGAAGACGAAAACGACGCAAAUGCUUUGGCCGUAAUCGACCAUAACGUCUUGGUGUUUAAAAAGAGUCUUGAAAAAUUAUGGGAGCGGAGCAGAAUCCAAUAG